AUGGGUAAUAGCUGUGUUGAUAAAUGGGAUAACUUGGAACUAAGUAAGGCUACUGGUGUAAAAAUCCAUGUUAGAUAGGAUAUUGAAUACAUUAUUGCUGUUAUUGAUAGGUAUUUUCAAAAGGAAGUUGGUUAGCAAGGUUCAACUUUUGAUGAUUAAUUACACUACUGCAUUUAUUAGUUCAUAUUUAAUUAUAUUUAUUUAUCAGCCUAAUCAGCUAAUUUUCUUUUAGCUUAAUACCUUCUUUUAAGCCAACAAGCUAAAAUAAUUAUAAUGAAUGAUACUGCAAAAGGUACAACUAUCGAAAUAAUUAUAAUUGUAGUUGUGCUGCUAGAAGAGCUAGAUGAUCCUGAUCCUGAUGAUGUAGUGCUUGUAGAGCUACUACGGGAUGAUGAAGACCUACCACUUCUAGAUUUAAGACCUCUAACAUCAAGCCUACAUUAGGCUUAUUCAAUUAAGAACAGAAUAAAAUAAAAAAGAAAGAAUGUUAAUUUAUAGCUUUUCUUCAUUUUAAUUUGCAUUAAAUAUAAAGACUAACUUCAUUUAACAAAUUUCGAGAAAAAUUUAUAACUCAUUUCAAAUUGA
Molecule: messenger RNA, 585 nt
Organism: Tetrahymena thermophila SB210
Lineage: Eukaryota; Ciliophora; Oligohymenophorea; Hymenostomatida; Tetrahymenidae
Product: transmembrane protein, putative
Exons: 3
Source: RefSeq, a predicted model, not a curated record